Debaryomyces tyrocola is the source of this 180-nucleotide messenger RNA. Lineage: Eukaryota; Fungi; Ascomycota; Pichiomycetes; Serinales; Debaryomycetaceae. The record is from the annotation of a GenBank genome assembly.
AUGAAUGUAACGUUAUAUGGUAUAUAUGAUAUUACAAAUAACACUGUCUUAGGGAUAGGAGCUAAUGCCGUUGGGUUACAAGAAACUAUAGAUCAAGACGAAUUAUUCAUGAAUGAAGCAGAUCGAUUCAUUGUUACGCCCUUAAACGAUACGAUGACAUAUAUAGAUAUAAAUUGGUGA